CCCAACAAAGUGGCAGCCAGAAAACUCGGCAGAGCAUCUCGCUCGCGCAGCAGAGCACACGGCGCGCGCAAGAAGGAGAGGGGUGAAAAAAACCACCACGACCCCAUUCCGUUCCACCGCGCUCACCGAUCGCGGCGGCGGCAUCAGGAGCGGCGGCGAUGGGGAAGGGGCCGUCGUCGUGGGCGGCGUCGCGGCACCAUCAGUUCCGCGUGCGUGCCAAGACCCGCGUCGACGACCUCCAGGAGAUGUUCUCGGGCCUCCAGUCCGCGCGCAAGGACUCCCGCCCGGCCGACGCCGCCGUCCUCGAGGCGCAACUCCAGCAGAUGCUCCGGGAGUGGCGCUCCGAGCUCAGCGCUCCCUCCCCGGCCUCCUCGCUCCAGGGCAACACCAGGGAGCUGUCGGAUCCACCAUCGGAGACUCUGCGAUUGCUGCAGCUGGCGACGGCCGAGGAGGAGGACGACGCCACGAGCAAGCUGGUCGAGCAGCAACAGCAACAGCAGCAGCAGCAGCCCCCUCCCCCUUCCCCGCCCCCAGCCAACCAGAGCCAGGGGCACGCGCUGGGUUGCCAGGACAUGAAGCCGGAGCCGCGCGAGGAAGCAGUUGACAUCGCAGUGGCGCAGCCACAGCCGCAGCUGCUGGGCCAGGGCGUUCUGUCUAAUGUUGCUCCUGCCGCGGCUGCUGUGUUCCAUGAUCAGAUGUACUAUGUGAAUCAGGAGCUUACGGUUGAGGAUUUUCUUUAUGAUGAUGAUUACAAGAUAAACCUUUCUGGGUCUAAUCCUGAUGUUCUCAAUAACCUGGAAGGGAUUGGUCAGCUGGAAUUUCCGCAGUUCAAUUUUCCGCAAGAGUUACCCCCUAAUGUUUAUCUUGACAUGAGUAACUGCGGACAGAGUACCGGGGAUGUUUUCCUGCACAUGUCAGAUUUGCUCACAACAAUGACUCCAGCACCUUCGGCAUUCCUGAGGCCAAAGUGCGCACUCUGGGACUGCCCCAGGCCUGCUAUCGGAUCAGAAAGAUGGCAUGAUUAUUGCAGCAUGUAUCAUGCUGAUUUAGCUGUGAAGGAAGAGGGUCCUCCAGGAACAAUGCCUGUGAUCCGUCCAAGAGGCAUUGACCUGAAAGAUGGUCCCCUGUUUGCUGCUCUUAGUGCAAAAAUCCAAGGAAAACAUGUUGGGAUUCCUAUCUGUGAAGGAGCUGCAACUGCAAAGUCCCCGUGGAAUGCACCUGAACUUUUCGAUCUCUACAUUUUUGAAGGUGAAUCUAUCAGAGAAUGGCUGUUUUUUGACAAACCAAGGAGGGCAUUUGAUAGUGGAAAUCGAAAGCAACGGUCCUUGCCAGAUUACAAUGGCCGUGGUUGGCAUGAAUCAAGGAAGCAGGUGAUGAAGGACUUUGGGGGUCUGAAAAGGUCCUAUUACAUGGAUCCACAACCAUCCAACAGCUAUGAAUGGCAUCUCUAUGAAUACGAGAUCAAUGACUGCGAUGCUUUUGCCUUAUACCGGCUUGAGUUCAAAUCUUCAGAUGCAAAGAAGAGUGCUAAAUCAAAAGUAGCUUGUAAUCCACUGAAUGAAAUUCAGCUGCAAAUGGUUAGACUCAGUGCAGAUAGUCCUGUGGACACCAAACGGACAGCCCGGGGUAGGACAAAGGCUAACCCGAUAGAUAUCAGUACUAACAUCUAUUCAGUUCCAAACACCACGGUUCAAGCUAACGUUCCAAACGCUUAUCAGCCAGUGUCACAGGUGGACCAGAUGACAUAUUUGAACGGCAGUGUCGUUUAUGGACCUCAUCUGCCGCAUGGUUACUCGGCUGAAAGAAGCGACUUCUAUUGGAACUCGAAUGAUGGGACAUGAACCGACAAUCACAUUUGAUUUAUGGCAUAUUGUGCCUUCAAUUUCUAACACUGUCAGCUAUGAUUAUUGGGUCUACUCUAUUAGCAUGACCCCCUCCACCCCCAAUCUUCUUUUAAUUGUAUCUGGUCCGAUCUACAAGAGACCUCUCUGAAACAAGGGAUGUCAAUGCUGCAGUUCUCAUUUCUGCAGUAUCUUUGACUCUGUAAUAUAGCUUAGUAUCAUGAAAAUAGCGUCUUGGUGCGCAGUCGUAUGAAAUAUAAAUCUCCUGGUUUGGUGGACGAGUAAUCAUCAGUCCUGUUUAUGCA
Messenger RNA from Panicum virgatum (switchgrass), 2146 nucleotides. RefSeq names its product transcription factor VOZ1-like. Gene Ontology annotation, biological process: positive regulation of long-day photoperiodism, flowering; regulation of DNA-templated transcription. The transcript is spliced from 4 exons. Bases 159 to 1841 code for a protein of 560 amino acids. The record is from RefSeq and is a predicted model, not a curated record. NCBI's taxonomy places the organism in Eukaryota, Viridiplantae, Streptophyta, Magnoliopsida, Poales, Poaceae.